Messenger RNA from Daucus carota subsp. sativus, 1521 nucleotides. RefSeq lists its product as uncharacterized. The coding region runs from base 399 to 1367 and encodes 322 amino acids. NCBI's taxonomy places the organism in Eukaryota, Viridiplantae, Streptophyta, Magnoliopsida, Apiales, Apiaceae. The transcript has 2 exons. The record is from RefSeq and is a predicted model, not a curated record.
GGUGUAGGACAAAGGAAACAUGGAAGGGGAAAAAGGGAGAAGUUGGAAGAGAGCUCAUGAGGAUUUCUUGUCUUUUAGAUUUGCCUGUUUUCACUCCUCUCCUCUCUUUCUUUUAUGUUGUUGAAUAAUUUUCUUUUGCUCUCAUCUUUUUCAUCCUUUCUGCUCUAUAAACAAUGAAUAUGGCAGUUUACCAAUCAUCCUUUCCCCUCCAUAGGAAACACCCAUCAUUGCUCCCAACAAUUUAGAAGCCUGUCCUUCUAAGAUAUUCAUUCUCUUCUUCCCACAAUUCUUGUAUAUAUAUAACCCUCUUUAUCAUCUUUUCUACAUAUAUUACACUUCCUCAACCAACCCUUUUUUAUUCUCUCAAUCUUGUUCAACUUUUCACCUUCAUAUGAUCAAUGGAUCCUUCUUCCACCAACUCUGUCAAUGGCUUCUACUCUUUCUUGACUAGAGGGAUUGAUGAUCUUGAAAGGGUCUUUCUUUCUAGCAACUUCAUGUCAAUACAGUUCCUCCAGAGAGCUCUUUCUCUCCUCAGAUCAUUUCAUUCUCAGUUGAUCCUUCUUGUUCAGAAGCUUCACUUGCCUGGUGGUGAGAAAUGGCUUGAUGAGUACAUGGAUGAAAGUUCCAAGCUUUGGGAAGUUUGUCAUGUACUUAAGUCUGGGAUCACCAAUAUGGAGAAUUAUUACUCCUCUGGCUUCAAUAUCACUUCUUCUUUCGAUAAUCAUCACCUUUUUGCCCCUCAAUUGUCCCGUCAGGUGAUCCGAGCAAUAUCUGGAUGUAAAAGAGAAGCUGUGGGGUUGGCAGAAGAGAACAGAUCACUGAUGGAGACAAGAAUUGAGCCUCUUUCAUUGCGGUUCGAUGAAAGAGUGUCAAUUGAAUCAAAGCUUAAUGGAUUCAGUGGCUUUAGAGGAGUUCUUUUUGCAAUGAGAAAUGUUAGUUCAGUUCUGCUGAUGAUCUUGCUACAUGGGCUAGUUUAUAGCUGGCCUGGAUCGAAUUUUCUCCAAGGGGGAUAUGAUGGUUGUUUGUUUUUCGGAUCAGCUUUCAUGAUCUCUACAGGUAGGCUGCAGCAGAGGGUGGUGGCUGAGAUCAAUCAAAUGAACAGCCGGCCGGGGAUUCUGUUAUACGAGUUUCGGAGAUCAAAGAUGGCCAUGGAUGAGCUGAGGGGAGAAUUGGACAGGAGGUGUGCACAAGGAGUUGUUGUGGACUGGGAAUCUGAAGAUGGGAUGAGAGAAAGAGUUGAGAAUUUCAAGUGUUGUUUUGGGGUUUUGAGAUCAGGAGCUGACAACAUUAUCGGACAGCUUGAUGAUUUCUUUGAUGAAAUUGUUGAAGGAAGAAAGCAGCUUUUAGACUUUUGCAGUCACAGGUAGAGAUGAUCAGAGUUGGACACGUGCUCAGUUCACAAGACUCCCGUCCCUUUAGUACGAAGAAAAAAAUCCAACAUUAUAUCAGUGCCCAUUAGAUGAAUUAGUUUCCUUAAUUAUGUCUAUUAUGCUAUAUUUUUACAUUAUCUUUCGUUCUUCA